AUGAACCUGCAGGAAGAGUUGAUGAUGUGGAAGCUGCUGUGGGCUCAGGGGCUGGGGGCUCCCUCCUGCUCAGGACAGCCCCUUCUUCACAGCGAGUGGCUCUUUCCUGCUCUUCCAGCUCCAGUCAAGUGCAUCAGAUCCCAUCCCGUGCUCACCCUGGUGCUGAUUCUGCUCCUGCUCCUGGCUCUGGGUGUGUCCUUGGCUGUUGUGUCCGGGGGAGGACACAGAGAGACUCCAGUUACUCCAGUUACUCCAGUUACCCCAGUUACAGCUGACACUCCAGUGCUGCUGGCCUGUCCCCAUGGCUGGGUCGGGCACCGCGGGAUCUGCUWCUUCCUCUCGAGGGAUCAGCUCAGCUGGGAUCAGGCUCAGGCUCGGUGCUCUGAGCUCGGGGCCUCCCUGGCCGUGCUCAAGGACUGGGAAAUGGAGUUCCUCUUCCCUCACAGUGCCAGGGUCGAUUAUUGGCUCGGGCUGCGCAGACGGAGCCGGGAGCUGCAGUGGGGGGACGGCAGCAGCUUCAACUCCUCGGUUCCUGUCCUGGGCAAUGCAGGGUGUGUGUUCCUGGCUGAGGGUGUGCUCAGGAGUGCUCCCUGCUCAAAUGAGAUGCGCUUUGUCUGCAGCAGGGCCCAAACUCGCCUGUGGUGGGGGAUGGACAAAGSUCCGUCUCCGUGCUGGGCACUCUCAUCUUCUCCUCUUCCCCCCCAGCACAGGCAUGUCAUUCCUCAGCUGCACCAUCUGUCUUUCAUUUACUCUUAGGGCCACUUUGUAGGGUCACCUCAGUGUCUGUGUUCAGGGUCACCUCAGUGCCUGGUCUGCAGGAAAUGAAUMUCCAGGAGGUGAURUGGAAGCUGUUCUGUGRCUGCCUGGGCUGGGGCUGGGGGUUCCUUUCUCCUUCUGGAMCCAUYCCAKAACUCGUCCUGUUUCUCUUGCACUGYAUGUUUCUAUGGGAACCCUUCAUAUAUUUGUUGCUAUGGAAUCAGAUUUCAAACACUUUCUUCUUAACACUCUAUACACUAAUCUUGUGUGAAUUUAUUGAUCUAUCUCCAUGCAUACACACUGCAAACAGGUGCUUCUGUAGGAAUGUGACCUUGGUUGGAGCAGAGUGACAGUAAUGCCAAGGUUGGGACUUGACCCCACAGGGGCAAAUCCCUUAAGAGCUGAAUUCAAACCUUGUGGGUCCCUCUCACUCAGAAGAUUCUGUGAGAUAUCCUUGUGUGACCCCCAUCA
This is a messenger RNA of Malurus melanocephalus (red-backed fairy wren), 1227 nucleotides long. Its product is annotated as early activation antigen CD69-like. Lineage: Eukaryota; Metazoa; Chordata; Aves; Passeriformes; Maluridae. The record is from RefSeq and is a predicted model, not a curated record. Bases 1 to 756 code for a protein of 251 amino acids. The transcript is spliced from 5 exons.